Molecule: messenger RNA, 1532 nt
Organism: Coccinella septempunctata (seven-spotted ladybird)
Lineage: Eukaryota; Metazoa; Arthropoda; Insecta; Coleoptera; Coccinellidae
Gene: SiaT
Product: beta-galactoside alpha-2,6-sialyltransferase 2
Exons: 4
Coding region: 177-1496 (439 amino acids)
Molecular function (GO): sialyltransferase activity
Source: RefSeq, a predicted model, not a curated record
AUUUCAAUCAAACAUACAUGACAUUUAAAAGCAUUUACGGCAGAAUAAUCCGUAGACUAACAAAUGUAUAGUUUUUGCCAUUUAUAAUGAAAAAGCUUUACAUUAAGUUAAAGACUGGAAGAUGAAAUCCUGAAGAAAUUACUGAUAUGGAAAUGGUUGUAAAAUGAACUAUUAAAAUGCGGCCUGCAGUUGUGACAAUAUGGGUGUUCAUAAAUCUUCUGUUUUUUGGGAUGUGUGGAUAUAUGUAUGUUCUUUGGUCACAAUAUUGGCUGUAUAUGGUAGGAGAAGUUAAUCCAACCCCAUCCCCUUACGAUCAGCAGAUCUAUUUCUACAAUCACGGUUUCAUGCCAACCGAAAAGUAUAUUCUUAUUCCCAAGCGCAAAGAAGAAGCCAAAAUACGUUCGAGAAAACAUUUGAAAGAUAAUUCAACAUUCACGGUGGUGAAAGACAGUAAACCCAGAUUUCCAAACGUUAGAAACUCGAAUUUUGAAUUAGACACUAGAAAAUACAGGUGUAAAAGAAACACAAAUGAUUUCGACUGCCUGUCCAGAACUACCGAGUAUAAGGAAAAACUUUUGAGGGAGUUCAGAAGGGUGAUUUUAGAUGAAAGUAGUGCCUUCAAGUCCGGCUCAGAGAACCCUUAUAGUGUACAAUUCGAGGGGCCGAGAGAAAAUGUUGAGAGUAAAAUACCGGACGAUGUUCUUUGCGACCUAAAGAGGGUAGAAUUUGGAACGCUGAAAAGAUCGGAUUUACCAGUGGAAUCGUAUUUGAGGCCAUUCCUACCGAAGAGGGCUGUUUUCGAGAAUAAAUUCUUCAAUACUUGCGCUAUUGUAGCCAGUUCCGGUGCACUGUACGGCUCCAAUCUGGGAAGAUUCAUAGAUUCCCAUGAUCUCGUACUGCGCUUCAACAAUGCUCCUACAAUCAAUUUCGAAAAAGAUGUCGGCAAGAAAACCACAAUCCGUAUCUUGAACUCCCAAGUGGUUACCAAAAAGGAGUUCGAUUUCUUGAACUCCAACUUGUACAAAAAUGUAACGUUGGUGGCUUGGGAUCCUGGCAAUUAUUCGUCGAGCUUAGAUGAAUGGAUACGCAAACCUGAAUUUCAACUUUUUGAGAACUAUAUGGAACAUAGGAGAACCGUGGAAAAGUCGCGAUUCUACCUGGUGGACCCGAGAACUUUAUGGGGUCUGUGGAGAUUUUUGCAGAGUAACACGAUGAGUAGGCUUAGGAAAAAUCCUCCUUCAUCGGGAUUUUUAGGUCUCAGGCUUCUUCUGCCCAUUUGCGGAUCCGUUGAUUUGAUCGAAUAUAUUCCUUCGACUAGGGUCACCAAACGUUGCCAUUAUUACGACACAGAUAUUAACGCAGCCUGUACUUUUGGUGUGUGGCAUCCUCUCGCCGCAGAAAAACUGAUAACUUAUCGCUUAAACGUCCUCAACGAUACUCAAGUGUUUCAACAGGGAUUUGUGAGGAUUCCUGGAUUCAAGAAGAUGAACUGCUGAAUGACAUAUUUUACCAGUUUGAAAUACAUCUACAAU